AACGCGCGCGCGGGGCGCACCACGGCGACAGUAUCCAGCCCGCAUCUUCUCCUCAGCAGUUUCAUCUGGACUUCGGGUGAAGAUGCCACGAGGAUUUUUAGUGAAACGGAGUAAACGUUCCUCAUCUGCAUCCUACAAGGUGCGAGCGCAAGAAGAAAAAGAGCCGCGCAAAGAGGACCUGCCUAGCCAAACUUCAAAUGCGAGUGUGUCUGAUGUGCUGGAACCUAUUACAGAAUCAUGGAUAAGUGAUGUGAGCACUAAACAUCUUCUGGAGGACUCUGGAGGGCUUGCUGGAGAGAGCGUCGAUUACGCUCAGAGCUACUUCAGCCACCCGGAGCAGAGCGCGUCAUCUCCGCGCAACAGCACCGACUCCUACAGCCCGAUCAAACCCAUCAGCACGGAGCUUUUGGACAGGUGUCUCAGCUCGCCAGCCAUGGCCGAGUCGUUCCCACUGGCCACCCCGGUGUCUUCAAUCGAGCGUCUGCUAAUGAACCACUCUGACAUGAAGUUUGGCACACCGGUCCCCUCAUCGGUGCCCACCUACCCUGCCUUUCACCAGUGCGUAAAACGCGCGUUCAUGGACUCGGAGCGCAAGAGCAAACCACCCAAAAAGCCUAAAGUCAUCAGAAAGCUUAAUUUCGAAGACGAAGUCACCACCUCACCGGUCCUCGGGCUUAAAAUCAAAAAAGAAAGCCCCGAGUCAAAACUAGUACCGCAAAGCGGUAGAAAAAAACCGCUGGGCGAGUUCAUCUGCCAGCUCUGUAAGGAAGAAUACCCUGAUCCGUUUUCUCUAGCCCAGCACAAAUGCUCCAGAAUCGUCCGGGUUGAGUACCGCUGUCCGGAGUGCGACAAAGUUUUCAGCUGUCCUGCCAACCUCGCGUCCCAUCGGAGAUGGCACAAACCUCGCAACCUGAGCACCGGAGACGCCAAGAAGUCUCCUCUGGAGGCGCGCAACCACGAGAAGUCCUCAGUGGAGGGGAAGGAGAACGCCAGCAAGCUGAGACUGAACAAUCAGCACCAGCUGAGUCCGGACAGCUCUCAACAGCACAGAUCAGCACCGGACAGCAACAUGAUGCACAGGGGAUCCCAAGACCCUCCUCUGGACCAAAGGUUCCCGUCCUCGGAGAAAUGCUUUGAGAUGCGCAUCGGCCCCGCGGACAGCUCGAGGUUGUUCGAUCACUGCCCCGAGGAGCCCGACAGAUCCGGCACCCCCUACCUGCCCUCGCCCGGUCCGGAAGAAGUGUUUGAGUGUCACUACUGCAGCAAGAAGUUCCGCAGGCAAGCCUACCUGAGGAAACACCUGGCCGCGCACGAGACGAUCAAAGCGUCCUCAUACGCGCACAUCGAAAGCGGACAGAUCACUUUCCCGUGUCACCUGUGCGGAGCGCACUUUCCCUCCGCGGAGAUCAGGGACAAGCACCGACUCUGGCACGCGGUCAGAGACGACUUGCUCCUCAGACCCGAUCUGAGCCCCGGAGAACAGCAGAUAUUCUCAUGCAAACACUGUCCCUCCACGUUCUUCAGUUCUCCGGGUCUGACCAGACACAUCAACAAGACUCAUCCCACAGAGAACAGACAGGUGAUGCUCUUACAGAUGGCCGUCAGGCCGGGAUGCUGAUCUCACCAACACUUCAGAUUGCGUCGAACGACUUAAUAUUAAUAAUAACUCAAGUCAAGUGUCUUUAUGUGGGAAUUUCGAACUUGCCGGUUUUCUUUGUCGACAGCAGAAAUAGUUUAUGUAACAUUUGAUAAUCAUGGGUAUCACUUUAUAACUUCCAUUAGUACAUGAAGUUAUCAACAGACAUUAUAUACAGGGUUCCUUCACUUUUGAACACAAAUUUUCCAGUUG
Messenger RNA from Puntigrus tetrazona (Sumatra barb), 1849 nucleotides. RefSeq names its product insulinoma-associated protein 2. Gene Ontology annotation, biological process: negative regulation of transcription by RNA polymerase II; regulation of cell cycle process; neuron differentiation. Gene Ontology annotation, cellular component: nucleus; transcription repressor complex. The transcript has a single exon. Gene Ontology annotation, molecular function: RNA polymerase II cis-regulatory region sequence-specific DNA binding; DNA-binding transcription repressor activity, RNA polymerase II-specific. The record is from RefSeq and is a predicted model, not a curated record. Lineage: Eukaryota; Metazoa; Chordata; Actinopteri; Cypriniformes; Cyprinidae. The coding region runs from base 83 to 1618 and encodes 511 amino acids.